This is a messenger RNA of Eublepharis macularius, 1835 nucleotides long. RefSeq names its product G protein-coupled receptor 4 (gene GPR4). The record is from RefSeq and is a predicted model, not a curated record. The coding region runs from base 627 to 1727 and encodes 366 amino acids. Gene Ontology annotation, cellular component: membrane. Gene Ontology annotation, molecular function: G protein-coupled receptor activity. Gene Ontology annotation, biological process: G protein-coupled receptor signaling pathway. The transcript is spliced from 3 exons. Lineage: Eukaryota; Metazoa; Chordata; Lepidosauria; Squamata; Eublepharidae.
AAGAGACAGACGGAGGGAGAGUGCUGCCCUGUUGAACCAUCUUCACUCUACUGCCUGUGCCAGCUGCGGUGCCAAUCCAACCUGCCGUCCUCACCUGGGAAACCACCUGCCAUUUCAUUGACUCCAAUGGGAGAGAGGCAGGAUGCCCCAACCGCGUGACCCCUCUGUGCCAGUGCAGACUCCAGAAGUGGGAACCCUCCUGACCUCAGCAGCUACCCAGGGCAAGCCUAAACGGAUUGGCAAGGGGAGCAGAUCAGAUUGUGUGUGUGUGUGGGGCUGUGAAGUCGGAACCACUGGGAUGCCAACGACUGAGCAAGCUCCUGUGCCUGUAUUUUUAAUGGCCGCUUGAUCCGCAGAUGAUUGCAAGAGGUCUAAGGCAGGAGCCGGAGAGAGAAACCUCCAAGACCGAGCAAGGUAACUGGAGGAUCCAGAGCCAAAGUGGGAGGCAACGCCAGGCCUGGCCUAUGGAGGCCUCGCCACACGUCGACUCUGGGGACUUCCUUGCGAGGCCCUGUGUGGUCCUGUGGACGUGCCCCUUCCAGCCCCACACGCUCCUGUUCUGAGCCGCCACUUCAAUUUCCACCGUUGCCCUCGCUGUCCCACACCACAACGCUCUGGCCUCGAGGAUGUGCAACGUGUCCCUGCUGAGCUGCCACGUCGACUCAAAGGUCGACCAUCUCUUCCCGCCCACGCUGUACAUCAUCGUCAUCACCCUGGGCCUCCCCACCAACUGCAUGGCACUCUGGGCCGCCUACCUGCAGGUCAGGCAGAAGAACGAGCUUGGGGUCUACCUGAUGAACCUCUCCAUCGCAGACCUGCUGUACAUCGCCACCUUGCCCCUCUGGAUUGACUACUUCCUUCACUACGACAACUGGAUCCACGGCCAAGAAUCUUGCAAAUUCUUUGGGUUCCUCUUCUACACCAACAUCUACAUCAGCAUUGCCUUCCUCUGCUGCAUUUCCGUGGACCGCUAUCUGGCAGUGGCGCACCCGCUGCGUUUCGCCAAGUUCCGACGGGUCAAGACAGCAGUGGCUAUCAGUGCAGUGGUGUGGGCCAUUGAGAUCGGGGCCAACUCGGCACCACUCUUCCACAAUGAACUCUUUCACGACCUUUACAACCACACCUUUUGCUUUGAAAAAUACCCCAUGGAGGAGUGGGUAGCCUGGAUGAACCUCUACCGGGUCUUUAUCGGCUUCCUCUUCCCCUGGAUGCUGAUGCUGUUCUCCUACCAGGGGAUCUUGCGGGCCGUGCGUGGGAACAUCUCCACCGAGAAGCAGGAGAAGGCCAAGAUCAAGCGCCUCUCCCUCAGCCUGAUUGCCAUUCUUCUCUUCUGCUUUGCGCCGUACCAUGUCAUCCUGCUGUCCCGCAGCACUGUCUACCUGAGCAAGCCCUGCGACUGCAGCUUUGAGGAGAAAGUGUUUGUGGCUUAUCACACCUCACUGGCUUUCACUAGCUUGAACUGUGUGGCCGAUCCCAUCCUCUACUGCUUCGCCAAUGAGGGUGCCCGGAAUGAUGUGGCCAAGGCCCUCUCCACCUUGAUGCGCUUCCUCACCAGCUCAAAGCCCCAGGAGAUGGCCAGUGCCUCCCUUACCCUGGACACCCCUCUCUCCUCCCAGAAGAGCAGCUUCUGCCGGCAGCCCCUGGCACUCCCUCUGCCCCCUUCGCAAGUUGGGGUGGGGAUACGGGAUGAGGAGCUCCAAAUGAAGAUACUGACUUUUCACCGCUGAACUUUCAUCAAAAAGCCCCUGGUGCUAAAUUAUGAGGAGAUGACACUGCCCCAUGCUGGCAGCCUGCCAGGGCAGACAGCCUGUACAUACAGUAUUGGUAAAAUAAAA